Messenger RNA from Epinephelus moara (kelp grouper), 9687 nucleotides. RefSeq names its product basonuclin 2 (gene bnc2). Gene Ontology annotation, biological process: regulation of DNA-templated transcription. The transcript is spliced from 6 exons. NCBI's taxonomy places the organism in Eukaryota, Metazoa, Chordata, Actinopteri, Perciformes, Serranidae. The record is from RefSeq and is a predicted model, not a curated record. Gene Ontology annotation, cellular component: nucleus. The coding region runs from base 801 to 4724 and encodes 1307 amino acids.
AUCUGAUCUAAACACACACACAGAGGGAAAUAUCACAGAAUCCUUGCUGCUUUUCAAGUGUUUCCACGAGCUGUAAAUGCGCGUCUCUUUGCCGAUUUCUUAUCUUGGGGCUGAGUGUUUUUGGGCACAUUUUUGUCGCACAAAGAUGGGACUCUUCCUCCUGACACAACCUCGUAAAUCAGCUCAACUCUGUGGACCCACAGUCACUCGGGUUACAGUCACACACGGCAUGUAAAACACUGGUCUGAAUUCACCCAGCAGAACACAGCAGCCACCUUCUCUCCAGCCCGGACCGUCCGCAGCUCCUCUCGGCGCACUGCGCUGACUCUGCAGAAGGAAAUCAUCGGGGGAGUGUAGGAAGGCGGUUUUUUUUUUAGCGUUUUUCUCAAGGUAGGACAAGCAGUUACAACGCAGCUUCUGGUUGUCAGCGAUCCCCACUGUCUCCUUUACUCUACACUUUACGCUUUGGGGAAAAGAAGAGGGGACAGAGUGUCGUGGUCGUGCGUUCCUCUCCGUGAGACCGACGCGUUUCCAAACGUCUUGACGCGCGUUUUUCUCAGUGAAGCGGUGACUGUCGGGAUAAAAAGAGAGACUGUUUUACCCGUGUUGUGCCUAAAAAAACUGUCAUAAACGGCGAUGAUACGUUUGUGAAAGGAACACCGAUCGUGAAUCACCUCAGACGGCGUGCAGCAUUGAAGAGGAGAAAGUUCCCCACUUGAGGGCGAAAUCAGACUUUUUUGAGGACGCCAAGUUUGAAAAGUGCCAGGAGCCCCGGGGUCUGUCAGAUACAACAUGCAGCAAUGUCCAAGGAGGCAGAGUUGGAUGUGAGAGGCAGUGAGUGCGACACAGUCCCACAAGAGCCCAGCACAGACCCAGAGCCGCCCAGGCCACCUCCAGCUAAGGCUAACGGACCCACCGGCACAGCUGGCGUUUGCACGAGCAUCCCCUCCAGUAGCCACAGUAGCAGCAGCAGCAGCAACACCAGCAGCAGCAGCAGAAGUGGUCUGGGUGGCAUUAGCAUCGUUAGCAGCAGCGCUGAGGGAGCAGGCGAAAGCUCCAUGCAGUUCAGCACCAGACCGCCUAGUGCUGAGCAGCCGGGCUUCAUGGGGACAUGGCAGCAGCAGAGCACUGACAGCAACCUCCUCUACAGAAUGUCCCAGCAGGCCAUUCGCUGCACACUGGUGAACUGCACAUGUGAGUGUUUCCAGCCAGGGAAGAUUCACCUACGAACAUGUGACCAGUGCAAACAUGGCUGGGUAGCUCACGCUCUGGACAAGCUCAGCACCCAGCACCUGUACCACCCGACCCAGGUGGAGAUCGUUCAGUCCAAUGUGGUGUUCGACAUCAGCAGCCUGAUGCUGUACGGCACCCAGGCCGUGCCAGUCAGGCUCAAGAUCCUGCUCGACCGCCUCUUCUCAGUGCUGAAGCAGGAGGAGGUGCUGCACAUCCUGCACGGCCUGGGCUGGACCCUCCGAGACUACGUCAGGGGCUACAUACUGCAGGAUGCUGCAGGCAAGGUGCUGGACCGCUGGACCAUCAUGUCCCGAGAAGAGGAGAUCAUCACCCUGCAGCAGUUCCUACGCUUUGGUGAGACCAAGUCUAUUGUGGAGCUGAUGGCCAUUCAGGAGAAGGAAGGUCAGGCAGUUACAGUUCCCUCCUCCAAGACAGACUCCGGAAUUAGGACAUUCAUUGAAAGCAACAACAGAACCCGCAGCCCGGGGCUUCUGACACAUCUGGAAAACAGUAGCCCAUCAAGCAUUCACCAUUUUGAAAACAUCCCCAACAGCUUAGCCUUCCUCCUGCCCUUCCAAUACAUCAACCCAGUUUCUGCUCCCAUGCUCGGCUUGCCCCCAAAUGGCCUGCCUAUGGAGCAGUCUGCUCUCCGGCUGCGGGAACCCAGUCUGCCAAACCAAGGUGAACAGGUAGACACCAGUGAGUCAGAGGUGUCCCUGUCACCCUUCCGUACAGGCCAGAGCCCUAGCCGUGGAGCCCUGGGAUCCAUGAACAACAUUGAACCCAAGACAGAGCCCAACAAUAGGGCAUCACCUAUCUCACCAACCCCUUCCACCCAGCAGGCUCAACAACAGCAGCAGCAGCAGUCACAGCUCCAGCAGCAGCAGCAGCAGGGCCAACAGCAGUCCCAAAAUCAACCUCAACAACCCAACAGUUUGAGUGACCACCAAGUCCACCACCACUUUGUAAAGGACGAGCAAUCUAAAUCCAUCACCCAUGCUUCCUUUUCCUCCAAGAUGCAUCGCAUGCGCAGAAUGGGAUCCACCUCACGCAAGGGUCGUGUUUGCUGCAACUCUUGUGGCAAAACCUUUUAUGAUAAAGGCACACUAAAGAUACAUUAUAAUGCUGUACACUUGAAGAUCAAACACCGUUGCACCAUUGAGGGUUGCAACAUGGUCUUCAGCUCACUACGCAGCCGCAACCGCCACAGUGCCAAUCCCAAUCCACGGUUGCACAUGCCCAUGCUGCGCAAUAACCGCGACAAGGACCUCAUCCGUUCAACCACUGGUACACCUGUCAUCUCAAGCACCAAGAAUGGUGGCUUCACACUCACCAGCCCUGGAAGGCCACCACUGGGCUUCACUACUCCACCUGUGGAUCCUAUGCUUCAGUCCCCCCUGCAAAGCCCACUGGUGUUCCCUUCCCUGAAGUCAGUUCAGCCUGUCCAGCCAGUGCCCCCAUUCUACCGCACACUACUGUCCCCUGCCGACCUUGUCAGUCCUCCAGUGUCACUGCCCACCAGCCCCAUCCUGCCCACAACCACCAACAGUACCACCCUGAUGGACCAACAACAGCAGCUCCUGGCUGCUGCAGCAGCGGCGUCACACAAUAAUGUUCAUAUGUCAGAGGUAGGACCCAUGUCCCACCGCAUACAAACACCUAGUGCCAAUCAUGACCUCAACACUGGCAGCAGUGACCCCACGCCCAAAAAGAAGCCUCGUAAAUCUAGCAUGCCAGUGAAGAUUGAGAAGGAAGUGAUUGAUGUGGCAGACGAAUAUGACGACAAAGAUGAUGACGAUGAUGACAUCCACCAUAAUCACCACCACCACUCAUCUCUUCUGCACAACAAUAUCAAAAUGAAUGGUAACUGUAACAGCAACAACAACGGCGGCAGUGGUAAUGGUAACCACAGUGGUGGUAGUGGGCAGCAAUCCCCUUCCCAGGAUGAGAUGAGCCCUGGCCUAGCUCUGAGAGGCAUGAUGAGACAGAGUGAAGAUGAAUGCCGGGAAGGUACUGGCAGUGAGAGCAGGGGUGGAAAUGAUCUUCAAGGCUCAGGCGAGCUUCGCUGUAUGGGCAGCUUCACCUCUGAGGAUCAGGACCAUGAGAGAGACUUUGAGAAUGAAUCAGAAACCUCUGAUUCAAAGAUGUUCUACAGAGAUGAGCUGAUAGAUGUGGAGGAACAGCAAAAACACAGCAGGGGUGGAAAGUGUCAGGACAAGGAACAGGAGGAUGAGGGUAGUGAGGAAGCCCAUUUGAGAAAGGAAAUGGAAAGCAAGGUUCAUUCCUCACCCUCCCCUCAUCAACCCCCUAUCAAGAUUAAGGAAGAACUCAACGAUCCUACCUACGACAUGUUCUGCAUGGGCCAGUAUGGCCUCUAUAAUGGAGGCAUGGCGGCAGCUGCUGCUGCUGCAAGCAUGGCUGCUCUGCAUGAGAGCUUCAUCUCUUCGAUGGGCUAUGGUGCCAGCCCACCCAAAUUCCCUUCUUCUCAAUCACCAGAAGGAGACCCAUGCUCAAGUCCUGACCCCAAGAUCUGCUAUGUGUGUAAGAAGAGCUUCAAGAGUUCCUAUAGCAUGAAACUGCACUACAAGAAUGUGCACCUCAAAGAGAUGCAUGUGUGCACUGUGGCUGGCUGCAACGCUGCCUUCCCUUCCCGGCGGAGCCGAGACAGGCACAGCUCCAACAUCAACCUGCACCGCAAACUGCUGACCAAAGAGCUGGACGACAUUGUCCUGGACCCCCAACUCCCGCCACUGCCCAAGGACCUGCGAGCCGAGUUACUGGCCAAGAUCUACGCCGGGCACCACAUGGGCUUGGACCCUAUGGCCGGGAUGGGCAUCGGAGGCGCCAGCCUCCGGCCCACUGGCCUGCACCACAAUGCCCGUUCCCCCAUGAGCAGUGAGUAUCCCCACCACCCUCUCAACCAUAACCUUAGAAACCACCACACCAACGGCUACUCCCGGGGCCAGCCCGACGACUACAUGGUGUUGGACCUGAGCACCACCUCCAGUGUUCAAUCCAGCAGCAGUGUCCACUCCUCACACGAGUCAGACGAGGGCAGCGAUGAAGGCAUCCUAUUGGAUGAUCUGGAGGAGGAGGAGGGAGAAGAGGAUGAGGAGGAGGGCAACAGUGAGGGGGAGGACUGCUCCCAGCAUGCCGAGGGGCGGGCUGAAGGAAGGGAUCGGGAAGAGACUGGAGAACUAAGAGGAGAAGGACAUGGUGAGGGUUUGGACCCGUCCUCCUCGCCAUUCCUCUUUUCGCCCACCGGGGGCAGUAACGGUGGCAGCAGUGGGAUCCUCUGCAGCAUCUGCCAUAAAAUGUACAGCAACAAAGGAACCCUGCGUGUGCACUACAAGACUGUGCACCUGCGCGAGAUGCACAAGUGCAAAAUCCCCGGUUGCAACAUGGUGUUCAGCUCUGUGCGCAGCCGUAACCGACACUCUCAGAACCCCAACCUCCAUAAAAACAUGCCCUUCUCUACAAUAAUAGACUAAAUAAUGACUUGCUACUCGACCCUGCUGUCAGUCGGCCCGCUCCUCCCUUCAUUCCUCAUCCUUAUUCCUCCUCAAAUUAGCUUUUAAUCCCAGCCCAGGGCCAUCAAAUACAAGCUAAAUGCCUGUAUGCCUCCUGCCCGUCCUCUGUAAGUCAUAGCAAGACAUUUCUAUCUCCCUCUAUAAAAUUCAUCGACUCUAAAUACAGUUUAUUAUUGUGACCUUUGACUUUUCCUUCUUUGGAAGAACAGGAUGGCGCUCUUGCGCAUGGAGUUUGCUUUAUAACAAAACUCCAGUUUUUUUUUUUUUCAUAAGCCCCUCCAUCUUUCCUUUCGGACUUCCCCCCACUUUGUUUUUAUGUCCGUCUCCAAAGAAUCUAUUCAGACUCUUAUUUGUGACUUUGCCUGCAGAAAUGAUAGUAUUGAGAAAAAAAAAGAAAAACCUUCUUGUUGUAUUUGUGUAAUGAUAGCUUUUAAAUGAACCCCUUACAAAAGCAUGACAGCUUCAUUUGUAAAUAAUGUCCCAAGAGGCUUUUGGUGUAAAAGAGUUGUGUUGAUGGUUGUUUGCUUCUUUUUUCUCUCUCGUUAUGGUUUUAUGUUACAGUCCAGUACAAUACUUCCAGCUAUAGGCAAGAAAGAGGUAGCAUCUUACUAGCUUGACUCAUUUAUGUUAGCUUCAAAGACACGUUUUAAACUGAGUCCUAGGAAAAAAAGAAUAUCAUGUGACUUGUUUUAUCUACUUGUUAGAUAUUCAGAGGUUGCCGGCAUGCUUUUUUAGGCUCCUACACUGAUAUCAUUCUCUGUAUUUCUAUUGGAUUUUUUUUGUCUGUUAUGUUUAUGAGCUUUAGUAUACCAAUUCAGUUUUUGCACUUUGCAUCUAUACAAGGGGAUGUGUAAUAUUAUUAUAAUGAGGACUUUUGCAAUGGUGAGUUUAGGUGUUGUUCGGGGUCAGCGAUGGCUACAGUGCCAAGGUAAUUGAUAAUACCUUCAACAUACUUGUGCCAGUUUCUUUUUGCACGUGCUCAGUUUCAAACAGUUUCACGACAGAAAACGUCUUUGCCUCCCUGAACAAAAACCUGAGAUCUUCCCCCAUCGCUACACAAUGUAUUCAGAAAGUGUCUCCAAAGUGUCUUGCCUCAAAACAAAUCCAAGUGUGACUGAAGAUAAACUGCUGUUUCACCAACACAAAAGGAGUUAAAUAUUGAUAAAGUCUCUCCUCCUCUUUUUGUUCAAUUUGUGUACGGUUGCCAGGUAUGAUCACAAUAAUUAAUUUAGAGGUUUAGUGCGGUGAUCUUUGUAAAGCAUGACAUUAUUGUGACAUUGUCAAACAAAGUUUGAUGCAAGAACUCAUGUUUGUUCUCACAAAAGGCAUCUUAAUGAAAUAUGGCUGCCCCGUAGAUUUGAGAAGAAAAAAAAAGAGAAAAAAGAUGAAAAUAGUCAUUCAACUGUGACCAAAACAAAAGUGUUUGCUUAAGAAGAGCUCUUUCAGUGUGACAGUGUGUACUUAAAUCAUGCCCCAUUGGAUUAAUAUGAUGCACUUGAGUCUUAAAACUUUUGCUGUGAUAUUUUCGGUAUCGGUUUCCAUUGCUGAGUGUCGGCUACAAAUGUACUCUAUGAAAAGAUGUUGCCAUUUUCCUGGCUGUUGUCUGCAGCCACUUUUAACAUGUCCAUGACUGUCUUACGGUACAAAUAUUUCCAGUAAGUGGGCAAAGUAGCCAAGGGAAGGGGUAUUUAUUGGUGGGUGAUGUAUCUUCAUGGAGAUGUUUUUGUCCAGUAUAAGAAUAUUUUUUGUAAAAAGACAAAAAAUAGAGAUUGUUCCUCAGUUUGACUUGUUUAUCAAUGUAUUAGCGAUGCCAUGUGUUACUAUACAAGGAGAUCUUCUCUUACUUGACUGGUGCUACACACAGAGGGAAAAAUAUGCAGUGUUAUGUGGUGUGCUGUACAGUAUUCCCAACACCUUACAUCCAUAACAGUGUUGAGUUCCAUUUGUUUCAUACUUAAGCCAUUUUGCAAUAUAGACAUGACCUAUUCCAGUGAAAUAUUGUAUGUCUUCUUUUUUUAAGACUCCACCUAUAUGACACAUGCAGUUCUCAGUCCUCUCUUCUCAAAGAUAAAGAGAGUGAGACAGAGAGCUGAGGCUGAUGGAAAGGUUGCGGAGGUGGAAGGCUGACUAGGGAGGAAAGGAUGACAGCAACGAUCAUUAAAAAUGUGCUGCUUCUCCGUUACCUGGAGGCGUCCCUGCCAUUCCAGCUUCUUCUGUCUAAUAACUCACUUGUCACUUCGUUACACUGCACAGAUUCCAAGGUUGCUGACAAGACUGUGACACUGACAGAGAGAGAAAAAGAAGGAAGGAGACUGUGUGCUCUCAACAAUUCAAUUUGACCCAUUCAAUUUAGCUCAAUUCAAUUCAUCUAUUCAUUCUCUAUGUGUGCUUAUUCUUAUUCAGGGUCGCUGAUAAUUCAAUUCAAGUCCUUUCUCUCAUUCUGGUUUUCUCUUUGUCUGUCAGAGCGCAGUCAUUUAACAACCGCCUUACCCAUUUCUUCAACCCGCCACUCACUUACCACCUCCACACCCCACAGCGCAGGUCCUACAGGGACACACACUAAUAGUGUAUGCUUAAGUUCACCGGACGGCCAUGGCAUAGGAAAAAGGGAUGGGUAAUUGCCUGUUUAUCCCAAGUGAAGGGAAAAUUGAGUACAGGAACCCCUGCCUUCUCCCAGGAGUGGGUUUCACUGAGGCGCUUGCUGCCUCAUUCACUCAUUCAAUCCCCCUGGCCCUCGCUCUGGCAGAAAUAAAAAAAAAAAGUGCUACUCCAGGAACCCUGCUGACAGCUGUCUCUCUCACACACAACCAUACAUACAAACACACACACACACACAAAGAGGAGAGUGGUGCACAUAUGCUUCCUACUUACAGGCCAGAAAGAUGACAAGAACUAGAUGACUUGUUAACCUCUAGUGAUGGAGGAGACAGGGGCAGAGAAAUGUAGAGCGUAUUCUCACCACAGGAAAUGAAACUCUCCAUCUAGCAUUAACGUUAUAGCUGCUGCCACUACACAGAAAGCUGAUAUUCCAUUAUGGAGAAUGGUGGAGGCUAGCACUGAGUCAGGCAUGGAAAGCUCUUAUUAUUAUUAUUUCAUUUUAAAUAUCCAACGGAUAAUAAAGAGGACACUGAUUAAUUAAACAAAAAUCUUACAAAAAGGCCGGCAAGCUCACAGAUUGAUUUGAACUCUCCAGAAAUGAGAAAGCUGUUCGAACCAAACAUAUCAAAUUUUAUAUAUAUGUUCUCUGCCCUAAUAACCUCAGCUUCUAUGCCCUUCUUGAUCUGAGAAAAACAAGUUUUCAGACUGUUUUUUCAGACCCUACCACUCUCUUUAUGUCCUGCUCCUUGCUGUCCAAUUCUCAAGCAGCAGCUGCAGUGCAUGACCUCUAUCUGUGUACUUGUGUGUGCCAGGCAGAAAACUGAAUAUCACAGAAGAGAUUCCCUCACAACACCCUUCUCCCACCUCCUACGGGCUCCUUUUGAGUCCUGCAUGGUGCUGGUCAUGCCAGCAGAGCUCAGAGCUGCAAGAGGCUUGAAACAGAGCCGUGAAAACAUGCAAACGACUGUCCAGCAUACACAGGGAGACAGACGGCAAGUGAGAGAGAAGGGAGAGAUGGUGGAAAGGGAUGGGGCUUAGAAGUGGUCUGGCUGGAGCCUCCCGGCAGUCACUUAACAAGGCAAGGGAGAAAGAGAGGAAACAGGGAGUCUGGAGAGCAAGAGAGCAGCAGGGCCAGGACUCCCCAGGAGUCAUCGCCAGCUUCUUCUAGAUUGCCUGCUAGAGAGCAAUUGAGCCACCCCUCACAUUUCCACCCCUUUCCCCCUGACACUCUCCUCUCCUCUGAGAAAUGACCACCAAUUUCCCCCCCUCUCCUCUGAGAAAGCCCCCAAUCCAAUCUUUGUCUUUCUUACUUCUACCAACCACAUGGGCCCAGGUGCAUUCUGCUACCUAGUGACCGGGCUGUGGAUCCGCAGGAACACGUCACUUAGAGCGCCUCAAUGGCCCAGACCACUGGAGUGAAUCUUUAAUAUUUGAUUAGAGGAGCGUCAGGCAUCAAUUAUUCUGUAAUUCUACAAAGCACGCAGAGGGGGAAGUGGAUGGCAAACGGCUGAAGCGGCUGACCUGUUAAUCACUGUCCAUUUUGUUCACGUCACACAGCGAGUGAGUGAGUACAAUAGGUGUGAGCGGAGAGGGCGAGAGGUGACACCACAUGCAAACUGUCCAGUUAAUGUAGCUCAUUGAACAAAGUGGGAUUCAAAUAUUUGAUGGGACAUCAUAAGAAAUAUGCAGAUAGAAGAAAAACACACGUAUUUGUACAGAUGCUUCAGUCUCAUGUGUUAUGUUCUAAAAGAAAUACCCUCGUUAAUUUGAACUGGAACCUGUGAAAUGUCAAGAAUGAAUUCAUAUAAUGUUUUCCAUUGUGCCAAUUAUAUUUUACAGUCUUAAAGUAUAAAUAAGCUUGAAGACCUGGUGAAUUUAGAUUUUUGUUUUCACUUGUGUUUUUGUGUAUCCAAUGCAUUUGUGUCUUUAGAAAGCCUGUGUUAUGGCACUGGCACUCGACAGCGUUGCAUGGCUACAUCGUCGCACUGCAAAGAACAAACAGAGCAGAGGAGCUUGCGUCACUUUGGUGUCAAAAUGGUGAUUUGGAAGCCUCAUGAAUACUGUAUGUCACCUAAACAGGUGUUUCCCAUUUGCAGACAGGAGGGGGAAAAAAGGUCCUCUUUUUAAAAAGACUCUUGUUUCUUUCUUUUCUUUCUUUUUUGCCUUUCUUGUAUUUGUUUCUGUAUCAUAACUGUCUAUGGUUUUUGCAUAAAAUGCAUAAGGGUUUUGGGAUGUAAAUGGAAUUUUAUUCAUAUUUUGUCCAAAUACCUCUUGUAAUUUGUAUCAGAAUUCUUGUACAAUUUUUAUAUUAAAGAUUUAUCAGUCA